GCCGGGCCGGGCCGGCGCCUGCGUCCCGCGGGCAUCCCGGCUCCUGAUUGCCGGUUCCUGAUUCCCGGCUCCUGAUUCCCGGCUCCUGGGUGCUGCCUGUGCCCGCCGCCGGCACCGCCAUGGAUUACCGAGCGCUGGUGAUGAGCCAGGUCGUGCCCGGGCAGUUCGACGAUGCGGACUGCUCGGACAGUGACUCUACAGAAGGCACAGAAACAUAUAAAGAGGGUGAGGCCCCUGAGAACUGCCAGUUAUGCAAGYGUGAAGAAGUUAAUGCUGAGGAARGGGAUGGUGGUGAUGACAACGACGAUGAAGAGGAGGAUGAUGACUGGGACUGGGAUGAUGAGGUGGGAAGACUCACAAAGCGCCACAGUGCUGCUGGUGGAUGCAAUCCACAGGCAAAUAGACAGACUCCUAAUUGCUCUUCAGCAAAACUGUCCACCCCUACAGGCAAGGUUUUAAGGAAAUUUGAACACAAAAUUAAUUUAGAUAAGCUAAAUUUUGAUGACUCCGUUAUAAACAGAGUCACAGAAAAGUCUCGACAAAAGGAAGCAGACAUGUACCGCGUCAAAGACAAGUCAGACAGAGCAACAGUAGAACAGGUGUUGGACCCAAGGACCCGAAUAAUUCUGUUCAAGAUGCUCUCUAGAGGUAUCAUAUCAGAAAUCAAUGGCUGCAUCAGCACAGGGAAAGAAGCCAAUGUAUAUCAUGCCAGUACUGCAAAUGGAGAGAACAGAGCAAUAAAGAUUUACAAAACCUCUAUUUUGAUGUUUAAAGAUCGGGAUAAGUAUGUGAGUGGUGAAUUCAGAUUUCGUCAUGGAUACUGCAAAGGCAACCCAAGAAAAAUGGUGAAGACGUGGGCUGAAAAAGAAAUGAGGAAUUUAAUAAGGUUGAAUACGGCCCAGAUACCUUGCCCAGAGCCAAUUAUGCUAAGGAGUCAUGUGCUUGUCAUGGGCUUUAUUGGUAAAGGUGAUAGGCCUGCUCCUCUGCUGAAGAAUGCUCAGUUAUCUGACUCCAAAGUCCGGGAGCUGUACUUACAAAUCAUCCAGUACAUGAGAAGAAUGUACCAAGAUGCCAGACUUGUUCAUGCAGAUCUCAGUGAAUUUAAUAUGCUGUACCAYGGUGGGGAUGUGUACAUCAUUGAUGUGUCUCAGUCCGUGGAGCACGACCACCCUCACGCGCUGGAGUUCCUGCGGAAGGAUUGUGCCAAUGUUAACGACUUUUUCCAGAAGCACAAUGUUGCAGUGAUGACUGUGAGGGAGCUGUUUGAGUUUAUUACUGAUCCUUCUAUCACAAGUGAGAACAUUGAUGACUACCUGUCUAAGGCAAUGGAAAUAGCAUCAAAAAGAACAGAGGAGGAAAGAUCCAGUCAAGAUAAAGUGGACGAGGAAGUAUUCAAGAAGGCCUACAUACCUCGAACUCUGACUGAAGUUAAAAACUAUGAGAGGGAUGUGGACAUAAUGAUGAAAUUGAAAGAAGAGGAUAUGGCAUUGAAUGUUCAGCAAGAUAAUAUUCUCUACCAGACUGUGACAGGACUGAAGAAGGAUUUGUCUGGUGUUCAGAAGAUUCCUGCACUUCUUGARAAGGCCGACAAUUCAGAAACAAACUCUGAUGAUGAUGAUGAUGGUGAUGAUGAUGACAGURGUGGUGGCAGCUCAGAGGACUCUGAUUCAGGCUGUAAAGAAUCUGUACAUCCCAAAGAUAAACCUGCUGAAGUUAGCAUAGACAAAAAGGAAAGGAAAAAGAUGGUGAAGGAAGCCCAAAGAGAAAAGAGAAAAAACAAAAUCCCAAAGCAUGUGAAGAAGAGGAAAGAAAAGACUGCAAAAAUGAAGAAAGGCAAAUAAAAUCAGCUUUGGCUCAGAGAAAGGGAUGAUGUGUUGUGGAUUAAUCAAUCACCAUCUUUUUUCUUUAUUAAAAAUUAAAAAUUCUUUAUUUAUGUACAUGCA
Messenger RNA from Malurus melanocephalus (red-backed fairy wren), 1943 nucleotides. RefSeq names its product RIO kinase 1 (gene RIOK1). Gene Ontology annotation, molecular function: ATP binding; protein serine/threonine kinase activity. Bases 120 to 1841 code for a protein of 573 amino acids. Gene Ontology annotation, biological process: maturation of SSU-rRNA. NCBI's taxonomy places the organism in Eukaryota, Metazoa, Chordata, Aves, Passeriformes, Maluridae. The transcript has 17 exons. Gene Ontology annotation, cellular component: preribosome, small subunit precursor; cytosol. The record is from RefSeq and is a predicted model, not a curated record.